Cydia splendana is the source of this 3232-nucleotide messenger RNA. RefSeq lists its product as uncharacterized. NCBI's taxonomy places the organism in Eukaryota, Metazoa, Arthropoda, Insecta, Lepidoptera, Tortricidae. The coding region runs from base 280 to 1689 and encodes 469 amino acids. Gene Ontology annotation, biological process: arachidonate secretion; phospholipid metabolic process. The transcript is spliced from 6 exons. The record is from RefSeq and is a predicted model, not a curated record.
UCAGUAUCGGUCGGCAGCGGUGCGAGGAGCACGUAUCGCCGCCAUCUUGGAUCCCGCCAAAACUUAACGCGGCAAACUUCGAUGACAGAAAAAAAUCGUUGAGUGACUUUUUAAUAACCAAAAAGGUUUAUAAAACAAUUAGUGACUGUUAAAUACGUGUAAAAAAAUGUACAUUAUUUUUGCCGUGCGUGUAAAAGUGCAUAAUUAGUUUAAUUUGUGUUAAACAAUAAUGGAUCUUGUGCAAGCGACGGAACGUUGACCUUAUUCCUUGACAGGGCCAUGGAGCUCAAAACGCCCAAAGACAAGAAGAUAUCGAGUUUCACAAAACUCCUGUCGCGCGGCAAAAUGUUCCGGAUACCGAUUCUCAUCCUCUUCCUUUUGGGUAGCACUAGCUGCGACGACAGCGAAGACGAAUUCCAAUUUCAAAUUCAAAAUUCGAAUUCCGAAUUGCAAAACACAAGCUUGAUGGAACACUCGCAUAGGCACGGACGUAAUACCAGUGGAAAAAAAGAUUUGAGUGACAUUAAAUAUUUAAGACGGCGUUUAAAUAGGGAAAUAGUGAAUUUUGUGAUGACUGACUAUUUGGUGGAUGGUGAGGUGGAGAAUCGUGUUCACUUUAAUGGGAUUACGGCGAAGGAGACUUAUGUUGGCGCGAAUGGGAGCGGCUUGCGACUGCGUCAGCUGACCGACGGCCGCCAUCUUGUGCAGGUCAUCUACACACCAAAUGGCGCCAUCCAGGACUGCGAGUACAUAACCCAAACAAAAUAUUCUAGAAACUUCCUCAAGACAUUACGGAAAGAACUAAAACUCGCAUUAGAGGAACAAAGUAUUAAAUUAACCCAAAAUGAAAUAACAAAUGAAGAUGAGAAAUAUUACCGCCAUUUUAGCAAUGUGACGCUCCGUAUUUUGAGAAACGGAGAGACUCUGCCGAUAGAUGUUGCUAGUUGGUUGGAUUUUGACAAGUUGAAAAUGGAAUGCUUGGAAAGGCAUGAGGAGCUGAAAUUUAUGAUGGCCAAUAAGAAUAAAGUUUCAGAUGCGACGCUCGCUAGGUCACGGAGGUCUUUGAAAGAGAAUUUCAUAGUACCCGGAACGAAAUGGUGCGGCGCCGGCGACCUCGCAGAGAAGUACAGCGAACUCGGCAUGAAUAGGAAAGAAGAUACGUGCUGUAGGGCCCACGACAACUGCAGGCUCAACAUAGGCCCGUUCAGACGAAGAUUCGGCUAUUUCAACUUUAGGCCAUUCACGAUUUCAAACUGCGCGUGCGAUAGAAGAAAAAAACGUGACGCCAUGGAGUUACUGAGAGUGCCAGGGACAAAGUGGUGUGGCAAGGGAUAUUCGGCGACGCGGUACUCCCAGUUGGGGGGCUACACACGCACCGACCGAUGCUGUCGGGUCCACGAUCUCCGCUGCCCGUUCUGGAUCGGGGGCAUGGAGAAGAAAUACGGACUUUUCAACUGGCGUGUCAACACGCUUAUGCACUGCCGGUGUGAUGAAAGGUUCCGCGCCUGCCUGAAGCUGGCCAACACCUCGAUGUCCAACAUGGUGGGCAAGCUGUUCUUCAACGUGGUUCAGACGCGGUGCUUCGUGCUGAAGCCGGUCAAGUCCUGCACGCAGCGGUCCUGGUGGGGGCGCUGUCUGCGGCGCUCGUACACCAAGCGGGCGUAUUUGAGGGACAACAUGCCGUAUUAAUACUAACGCCAUCUAUAUUUAAAAUGAAAAGUAAUUUAUGAUUGUACCAACGCCAUCUAGCGUUAUAGAAAACUACUACGGGACAAAGUUUAUGGAGUGCUCGUUUUAUUAUACCACGUCGGUAGUAAACAAGCAUAAUCCCCUUCUGGUAAGAGGUUACCGUAGCCUAUGGGCGAUAGCAAUUUAAAGAGUGUUACAUGAGCAACCCUUUAAAAUACUGUACACUAUUUUGAAAAACAUCUGUAGCCCAUUCUAUGGGCAGAGUUAUCGCGGAGAAAAUUCCUCUGAAUCCGCACAACAUGCUGUAUUAACUUUCCCCCACAAACCCCCAAGGAGCAAUGCUCGGGAAAAUUAGUUGAAAGUAUUUUAAGAUUACGGUAGAUGUCGCUCAAAGGCUUAGAACACAGCGACAUCUACCUAAAGAGUUACUAGAUUUUUAAGGAGCGCCUCCUUAAAGUGUGUAGAGAAAGACAUCUAGUAAACGAUACCAUAGAAUAGAGAAAUAAGUCAGCAUAGAGGUGCUCACUCCAUACAUCAGUUUUAUUACCAAAACGCUUAUUAUUUUCGUAGUCGACACCUACCGUUAUGUAGCGGAUUUAUCAGUACUGCUACUCGACAAUAGAUGGAACUAUGGACUUAUUUCUCUAUGCUAUAUGAUGUUAUGGACUUCACGUAUGAUGAGGGUAGAGGCGUCAGCCGCACUAUGGUCCCUUUCUGCUAAGGGUGAAACCUCUUUUAAUCUCUGUCUCUUUCACUCUCAUUCCUAAGAAAGAGACGAAGCUCUCAAACGGGGCCGGUAUUAGUUCCCAUUUUAUUGUACUUUUGUUUGUAAAUAAAGUAGGCUUUAAUACGGACAAAUGUGAUUUACUUUAAUAUUGUUUUUAAUAUUAUUCGCGGUGGAGAAUCUAUGAAAUCUCGUAGUUUUAGAUGUAAUAUAAUAUAAUAAUUAUCUGUAGGAGAAGGAUGGGCAUUUUCACGAAAUACUGAAUCCGAUAAGAUUUUGGUUUGUUCAGAGCAAAAAUAAUUUAGUAUAGAAGCGUAAUAAAGUACUGCCAUCUUGGUGAUAUUUAACAAAUUUAACACAUAUCCGUGAAAGCAUAAGGAUCAAAAUCAAAUGGCAUUCUAAAAGUUUUUAUCAUGUAUCGAAAGAUGGCAGUAAAUUUACUGUGACUACAAAAUUUACUUUGCCAAUACGCCUCUAUUUAAAUUCUCUUUGGAUCAGAGAUAAUAAAAAAGAUGUCAAUCUCCAUUUUUAGAUAACCGCGCCCGCGCCGUCUGGGCCUUAUUCAUUUGUCGAUUUUUAUCAUCCAAUUUCUAUAAAAAUUGGUGGAUCUAGUGCCCUAUUCUACACGUAGUAAGCGCCCAUCUAGUAAACUCUCCUAGAAAGUGAAAAAUAACAAUGUAACUGUUAUCGCGAAAAUGCCCAGUUGUAUAUUAAUACAUUUAAAUAAUUCUGUAAUAAUUAAAAUUUAACUCCUUUGAAAAAUGGAAAUGAAAUCUCGAUGUAAAACUACCUGCAGUAUUAAAAUUGAAUUUUCGAUGA